AUGGCGAUUGAAGAAGACGACGAUGUAGAGAGCUGUGGAAGCAGAGCAGUGGAGUCGUACUCUGCAACAGCGAAUCCAUCAGCACGACACCAUCACCAAAGGCAAAAGCUAGAAGUUUACAACGAAGUUUUGAAGCGAAUUAAACACUCGAAUUUUGAAGAAGCAAAUCUUACUGGCUUUGACGAUCACCUCUGGCUUCAUUUCAAUCGCUUACCUGCUCGAUAUGCGUUGGAUGUGAAUGUGGAGAGAGCAGAAGAUGUGCUUAUGCACAAGAGAUUACUUCAGUUGGCUGAAGAUCCUGCUAAUCGACCGGCUUUUGAAGUUCAUCUCGUGCAGGUGUAUCCUGUCUUGAAUGGAAAUUCUACUGAUUCUGAGCGUUUGGAUUCAGCAAUGAAAGAAGAUGCACAAAGUUCUUAUUUUUCAAACAAGCAAGGAAUGCAUCCACCACCUACAUUUGGCUCAUCACCUAAUGUUGAAGCAUUUCAAGCCUUUAGAUAUCACGUUGAAGAUGGAGAUGGUGCUGUAAAUUCUACACCGCGUCUAUGUCGGCCUAUGCACGAGAUCACUUUUUCAACAGUCGACAGGCCAAAACUUCUUAGUCAGUUGACCUCCUUGCUUGCCGAGAUUGGAUUAAACAUUCAAGAAGCGCAUGCCUUUUCCACAGUUGAUGGGUUUUCUCUGGAUGUUUUUGUUGUUGAUGGUUGGCUUCGUGAGGAGACAGAGGAGCUUAAAAAUGCUCUAGAAAAGGAAAUCCUAAAGUCUAAGGAGCAGUGCUUUCCAAAACAGCUUUCUGUUUCUCUUGUUGGCGAGCAUAAUAAAACAGGGGUUGAAUCUCUUCCUGAUUGUGUUCAAAUACCUAGUGAUGGAACUGAUGUCUGGGAAAUUGACAGCAGUCAACUGAAAGUUGAUAACAAAGUUGCAUCUGGAUCAUAUGGUGAUUUGUAUAGAGGCACAUAUUGUAGUCAGGAAGUGGCCAUCAAAGUACUCAAGCCUGAGCGUGUCAGUGGAGAAAUGCUUAGAGAGUUCUCCCAGGAAGUUUAUAUAAUGAGGUCUAAGGGUGUAUUUAAGCUUCCAUUCUUAAUCAAAGUGGCGAUUGAUGUGUCGAAGGGAAUGAAUUAUCUGCACCAAAAUAACAUAAUUCACAGGGACCUGAAAACUGCGAAUCUUCUGAUGGAUGAAAAUGAAGUAAGAGCAGUUCCUGGACUUGCAUAUACCUGUGUUGUUGUGAAGGUUGCUGAUUUUGGGGUUGCCAGAGUACAGACUCAGUCUGGGGUAAUGACAGCUGAAACAGGAACGUACCGCUGGAUGGCUCCUGAGGUGAUUGAACACAAACCAUAUGAUCACAAGGCAGAUGUUUUCAGUUUCGGAAUAGUUAUGUGGGAGCUUCUAACAGGAGAGCUUCCUUACUCAUACUUGACCCCAUUGCAAGCAGCAGUAGGUGUGGUGCAAAAGGGUCUACGGCCCACAAUUCCCAAGCACACUCAUCCAAAACUUGCAGAAUUGCUUGAGAGAUGCUGGCAGCAAGACCCAACUCAAAGACCCGACUUUUCUCAGAUAAUAGAUAUCCUGCAGCAAAUAUCCAAGGAGGUUGGAGAUGAGAGGGAAGACUGCUGCAAGGAUAAAUCAUCCAGUAUCUUUUUCUCAGCACUGACCAAGGGUCACCAUUAA
Dovyalis caffra is the source of this 1668-nucleotide messenger RNA. NCBI's taxonomy places the organism in Eukaryota, Viridiplantae, Streptophyta, Magnoliopsida, Malpighiales, Salicaceae. The record is from the annotation of a GenBank genome assembly.